UCGACCCGGCGCUGUGGCCGCCCUCCCACCGCGCGCUUAGAGCCUCCCUUCGGCCCAGCACUGUCGCGUCUGUCGUCGUCCUUGGCACUCCUGUGCCCCUCUAUCAGAGGGCACCGAGGGGUACCUGCAGAUGGGAGAUAGUAGCGUAACUGAUAUGACGGCCGCCGUGGGCAAAACGGAGGCCUCGAGAGAUGGUUCGACCAGCUCUAUCGCAUCCUCACCCGAGCCCGACGUCGGAACUUAUACCCAAGAGCUCCCGCAGCAGCAGAAGCGAAAAGGCGGGCGCAAACCAAUAUACGCAACGUCCGAGGAGCGCAAGCAGCGCAAUAGACAAGCACAGGCUGCCUUCCGCGAGCGACGCACCGAGUAUAUCAAGCAGCUGGAGAGCACCAUUAAGCACCACGAAGAGGCGCUGCAGAAUCUUCAGAAUAGUCACCGCUCGGCGUCAGACGAAUGCCUAAUGCUCCGGUACAAGAAUUCUCUACUCGAGAGGAUCUUACUUGAGAAAGGCAUCGACGUCCAGGCCGAGCUGCGCGCAAAGACUGGCAGCCCCAACCUCGGCCCGACACGUGCUCCUGCCUCCGCGAACACAUCCCCUAACCAGCCACCCCUACAGCAGCGCGCAAUGAUGAAUAGACAACAGCAGGCACGACGGUCAAUUGGAGCACCGCCCAAGGCUGAAGGUCCGCAUGGUUUGCCUAUGAUACAACCUGAUGGAGCCCUAUCAAACCGUUCACCACUCUCACAGCCCACCCCCGGCUCGCACAUUUCUUCCCCCUCCACUACCGCAACCCGAUCUCCCAACUUCAUCCCCCAGGGCGCCUCGGUCUCUCCCAACUUUGGCCCCAUUCCCCAACAGCAGCCCCAACACUUGCGACCGCAGCCUCCUAGGUCGAGCUACACCCCAAUGAUGGGUCCACAGCGGCCGUCACUGAUCACGAACCAGCCCCCUUCGAAUGGGCUAUCGAGCGCCUCCACUGUCGGAAGUGGAGCAAGUAUAAUGACGCAGAGUAGCACGAGCGGUGGUCCAUCGUCGUACUACGCCUCUCCAUUCGAGAGUCAUAUGAACCAGCUCGAGCAAGAGUACGAUGAGCAAGCCGACAUGCUUGACGAAGACCCCAGUGACCAGUCCGCUGGUCCUGGCCCAUUCCCACAAACGUUCCCACCGCCUGCCUCAAUGCAAUCGCAGAGCAUGCAACCGCCGAUGCCACCCGCGCAGAACCCGCCGUUCACGUCUCCUGCCGCGCUCGCGCCGAGCGAUACAAAUGGAGGCCAGGUUUUUAACAUGCCGAAUCAUCUCUUUGACCCCUACGACCCGAUGCUCGAUGCGGAUCCCUUCGGCUUAUCCGCAAGCAUGACCUUCCCGACCUCAUUCUCGUAUGACACGAGAUAGUAAUAAGAAGAAGCAUGUAAAGACGGAGGGUCAAGAUGGUAUUCU
Molecule: messenger RNA, 1438 nt
Organism: Lindgomyces ingoldianus
Lineage: Eukaryota; Fungi; Ascomycota; Dothideomycetes; Pleosporales; Lindgomycetaceae
Exons: 4
Coding region: 131-1393 (420 amino acids)
Cellular component (GO): RNA polymerase II transcription regulator complex
Molecular function (GO): transcription cis-regulatory region binding; DNA-binding transcription activator activity, RNA polymerase II-specific
Source: RefSeq, a predicted model, not a curated record